Rangifer tarandus platyrhynchus (Svalbard reindeer) is the source of this 426-nucleotide messenger RNA. NCBI's taxonomy places the organism in Eukaryota, Metazoa, Chordata, Mammalia, Artiodactyla, Cervidae. The record is from the annotation of a GenBank genome assembly.
AUGGUGAGCACGGCCAGCCUGGAGCAAAGACUAAGUGUGAUUAAGCACAGCGUGACUGCAGCCGGUCACGCGGCGGGCUGGCCCCUGUCGCUGCUGCCCGAGCACCAGCCUGUGUUGCUCGGCCCAGCCGGGAGGCUUCCCCCGACACCUGGGCCUUCCCUGCAGCCGGCCCCGCCCCCUGUCGCGCAGCAGGGACCGCUGGCCGCGACCAGGGCUGCGCAGGCGGCGCCAGACCCGGGCCUCUCCGCCUUGCAGCGCCGAGAGCCCAGUGCCGGGCAGCGGCCACCGGCCGAGGUUGCAGAGCUGGGCAGGUCCCGGGUCUCACCUCCUGUCCGGGUUGGCCCGCCUGCUCGCCGUCCCGGAUGCUGCCACACUCGGGGCUUCCGGCUCAGGCCGGAAGCGCGCUGCCCCGCCCCCUCCCCGUGA